Molecule: messenger RNA, 2162 nt
Organism: Dioscorea cayenensis subsp. rotundata (Guinea yam)
Lineage: Eukaryota; Viridiplantae; Streptophyta; Magnoliopsida; Dioscoreales; Dioscoreaceae
Product: receptor-like protein EIX2
Exons: 2
Coding region: 651-1889 (412 amino acids)
Molecular function (GO): protein binding
Source: RefSeq, a predicted model, not a curated record
AUCUAAGCCAAGAUACUGCUAAAUCUCAACAAAUUUUCUCUGGAUGUAUCAUACAAAGUUUGAAGGUGUUGGAAUUAGCUGAAACCAAACUUCAAGGUGAUAUACCAUAUUGGGUUAAUAGUCUCAAGAACCUUCAAUGGCUCGACCUUAAUGAUAAUCAAAUAAACUCUACAUUGCCUCCAUGGUUAUUCAAUCUAACCUCCAUUUCCUUCUUGGAUCUAUCAUAUAAUGAUUUCCAUGGAUCUAUUCCAUCAAUCAUUGAAAACAUGUAUUUGCUUGAGGAAAUUUAUCUAGAUUUAAAUUCUCAUCUUGAGGGUCCAAUUCCUAUGACUCUUUGGUAACCUUUGCAAAUUACAAUUGUUGUCACUUGAAGGGGUAAACAUUAGUCAGAAUUUUCAAGAAUUCGGUGGCAUCUUUCUGGUUGUAUCAAAAAUAGUUUGCAGUCCUUGUAUUUGGGAAACAUUUCAUUAAGAGGUGUCAUUCCAAAGAGUAUCGGGCAACUCUCUAAUCUUGCCAAUUUGGAUCUUGAUAAUAAUAAUUUGGAGGGUGUGUUAACUCAAGAUCAUUUUGCAAACCUUCAGAAAUUGAGAACAAUAGAUCUAUCCGGAAAUGCAUUGACAGGACCAAUUUCUUCUAAUAUUAAUGCGACAAUGUCUCAGUUGGUAACCCUCAGCCUCUCAAUGAAUAAAAUAAAUGGUAUGGUGCCUUUCACUUUAUGUACUUUAGCAAAUACACAAGCGUUGGAUGUCUCAUUGAACUAUUUGACUGGAAAGCUUCCCAACUGUUGGAAUAAUAACUCACAGUUCAUGGUGUUGGAUUUUUCAAGCAACAACAUAUCAGGAGGAAUCCCUAAUUCUAUUUGUUCUCUUCAAAAACUUGAGUCAUUGCACUUGAGCAACAAUAGUUUGUCAGAUGUGUUCCCUACAUCUCUAAGGGAAUGUCAUAGUUUGGUUACUCUUGAUCUGAGUUAUAAUAAUUUUUAUGGAAGUAUACCAAAUUGGAUACCUAAGAGCAUGCCCAACUUGCAAAUUCUCAAUUUAAAAUUUAAUAAGUUUUCAGGAUAUCUCCCCCCUCAACUUUCAAGUCUCCCCAAACUUCAUGUAUUGGACCUAUCACACAAUAACUUGUCUGGCUCUAUACCGAGAAACUUUGGCAACUUCAGUGGUAUGACAUUAUCCAAAAAAAUGGAUGGUCUGGAAGAUUUCGAUUCUAUUGUGUUUUCCAUGGGAUAUAUAUUAUUAGUUAUAAAAGGGAAUGAGUACAAAUGUAAAAUAAUUUUAUCGCUUAUUAAUGUCAUGGACCUUUCUUGCAACAAUUUUCAUGGAAGCAUACCUGAAGAAUUAACAAAUCUUUCUGAAUUGGAGAGCUUAAAUCUAUCUAGAAAUCAUCUUACUGGAGAUAUUACAAAUAAGAUCAGCAAAAUGCGAGAAUUGGAAUCUCUUGAUUUGUCUAAAAACAACAUCUCAGGAAUAAUACCUCCUUCCUUGGAAAGUAUGGACUUUUUGGAAGGUUUGAAUUUGUCAUACAAUAAUUUGUCAGGACGGAUUCCUUUUGAGAAACAUUUUACCACAUUUGAUGAUCCAUAUAUAUACAUCGGCAAUCUUGAACUUUGUGGGCCUCCUCUAUCUAUCAAUUGUUCAAGGGACGAAGUGCUAACAACUCCAACAAGUGAUGUCCAAGAAAAAGAUAUAUGGCUUCAUCUCGGCAUUUGCUCUGGUUUUAUCACUGGUUUGUGGGCAGUUUUUAUUAUUAUGCUGUUCAAAGGAACUUGGAGGGUUGCAUAUUUCCAAUAUGUGGACAACAUGUGUAAUCGAAUGUAUGUUGCAAUUCUUGUGAAGUUCACUAUCUUAAAGAGGAAAUAUCAACACAAAUAUAACUGGAUGCUAUGACUCCUUCGAUUCCAAUUAAUUAAGGAAAGCAAGGAUGAAUUUGGAUAAUGAAAAAUAUCAUCUUCUUCUAAGUUUGUAGAUGGCCUUUGCAUCAACAUAUGCCCAACUAAUUCAGACCUUUAAUGCGCCAAGCAUUCUUCCCUUAAUCUGAACUAGUUAAGUUUUGCUUUUGUGUGUUUGUAUAAAUAUGUAAUGUACUUUAUUAUGAUUGGUAAUUUAGUUGUUGUAAGAGGACAUAAUUCUUGAUGUUUUAUUGCUAUACCAUUCACAUUA